AAGUAAUACAAUGGAUCUUCCAAAUUUUAAUAUAUAAAGAAUAAUAGAAUAGGUAGAAAAUGUUAUGCUAUAGGGAGAUAGAAGAAUUUUUCUUUUUGCAUAUAAUUCAAGUUCUCCAACUCAUCCAUUUGAAAAUUAACCCUCCGAUGACGGACCAUGGGGAGAACCCCAAUUUUAAUAUCCUUUCAUAUUACUUUCAUUUUUUAAAUUUUACUCUUCUAAAUAAAACUCUUUCGUUUAAAAAUUACAUAUUUAACUUUACAUUAAUAUCCUUGAAUACAUUUUAUAAGUUUGGGUAAUGAUUGACCCAGGUCCUUCAUUCGAGGGUUAAUGGUUCUUCUAAAGAUUUCACUAGUCAUUUUAAUCAAACUUGAAACUUCAAAUUGACGUGACACGAGUGUUAUUUUGCGGUAUAUUUAUCUUAUCAAAUCGUAUCAAUCACGUUUCGAAACCUUCCAAUAUAAGAAUUAAUUGUUUAUCCUUUGAAUUUGUCAUCGCAUUUUUUUGUAAAUAACUCUGUUAACAAUGUGCCGAAAUUCAUGAGAAAUAUAGAUUAACAACAAACCUUGCUUAAUAACCGGAAGAGUGCAUUGUGCUCAUUAAAUUUCGUCGGAAUUGUUCAUCGGCCGGCGGCAAUUUAAAAGCAACGGCACUCUUUUGAUGCUCGAUUAUAACAAUUAAAAAUUUAUCAAACCAUUGUGAAAAUUUUUACGAAUUUUGUUUCUUUUCGUGAAAAUAAAGAUUUUGAGGAUUUCUGCAUUCUCUAUAUCGCUGUUUUCUCUGGGGAAAUUAUAUUUAAUCAAAUUUCAUGAUAAAAAUGUAUGAGUUCAUAUGAUGAUUCAUUCAAAUUAUAAAGAAAGAUCCAAUAAAUAAUAAGAUAAAAAGAUUGCAUUUAUAUAGUUGCAACAGGUCGUAGAUUUCGCUAACAAUUUUUCUGUAUUCAUUUAUAUCCAUUGCACUUCCUAUUUCUAUAUUUUCUUAUCUUCUUAUCAUGUUUACAUAGUGCACAUUUUUUCACAAUUGCCCUACAAGGCUCAAGUACAUUGCCAUGUAGGCUUCUUUUGGUUAAGAGUACUAUAAUUAUAGUAUGAUUACUACCCUUUGCCUCGUACAAUUCGAUGUACAGUAGGAUGUGGUACGCUAAUAGUUUGUUCCAUUUACUCAAUCAUUGGUUUCCGGACUUUCGUUUGCGUAUCGAAGAAAUCACGUUUCAUAGUUGCCCACCAUUCAAACGUUUAUAUACAGCAACUGGAGCUGACUGGACUUAUUCGGGUGAACAUGGUCCAGAACAUUGGCCAGGGUUAUGCACGAUAGGAAAGAAACAAUCGCCAAUUAACGUUGUCACUGAAGAUGCUGUAAAAACGGAUCUCGGUAAACUGAAAUUUAUAAGAUACAGUUUUGCAUUUUCUGUGGAGGUCACCAAUAAUGGUCAUUCUGUAAAAAUACAAUUGGAUGGUGCACCUAUUCAUUUGGAAGGAGCAAACCUUCCAAACUCGUACAUUUUGGAACAAAUGCAUUUUCAUUGGCCUGCUGAGCACACUAUAGACGAGAAUCGUGAUGUCUUAGAGCUACAUUUUGUGCACUAUAGCAAUAAGUAUAACAAUACUAGUAUGGCAGCACAAUAUGAUAAGGGUAUUGCUGUGGUUGCUACUUUAUUCGAGUUGAGCAACGAAGACAAUAUGGACAUAAUGCCAAUUAUAAAAGCGACGGAAUUAGUUUCAAAAGGUGUGGGCAAAACCACAGAAUUAAAGGGAACUAAAGUAAUACCCUUCUUGUUCUUACCAAAGGACCACACUACUUAUUAUCAUUAUGAUGGCUCCUUAACCACUCCAGGAUGUCAGGAAUCUGUAAUGUGGUUUAUUUUAUCUGAGAAACUAUCGAUCUCAGAGCCACAGUUAAAUGUUUUUAAGAAUGUUGGAACGGAAAAUGGCACGUUAAGCUUCAAUUAUAGACCAACUCAACCCCUUGAAGAGAGGACAGUGUACCAUCAUCUGGAGGGGUAUUCUGCAGCAUCCACCCUCCCAUCUAAUUUACUCUUGACCUGUCUCAGUUUAUUAUUAUGUAAACUGUUGCACUCAAAAUAAUAGAAAUAUUUAAUUGAGUAUAAUUGUGAUCAGUCUGGUUGUGUUUAUUGAAUGAAGUGACUCAAAUAUAGGGUGUUCGAAAAUGAAUAGUUCAGAAAUUUCAAAGGACACCGUAGAUCUACUUUAUGUAAGACGAACAGUAAGUACUGUUCAGCUGUUGAUUUAAUUGCUUAAAUUUUAAAUCUAACGAUCAAACCACCAAUUUUGAAUCACUUUGUACUUUAAAAAUAAACUAAGAUUGCAUUUUA
Messenger RNA from Osmia bicornis bicornis, 2332 nucleotides. RefSeq names its product carbonic anhydrase 1 (gene CAH1). NCBI's taxonomy places the organism in Eukaryota, Metazoa, Arthropoda, Insecta, Hymenoptera, Megachilidae. The transcript has 6 exons. The coding region runs from base 1119 to 2084 and encodes 321 amino acids. Gene Ontology annotation, cellular component: cytoplasm. The record is from RefSeq and is a predicted model, not a curated record. Gene Ontology annotation, molecular function: zinc ion binding; carbonate dehydratase activity.